Messenger RNA from Psammomys obesus (fat sand rat), 4532 nucleotides. It is a transcript of the gene Gucy1a1, whose product is annotated as guanylate cyclase 1 soluble subunit alpha 1. Gene Ontology annotation, molecular function: heme binding; guanylate cyclase activity. The coding region runs from base 249 to 2324 and encodes 691 amino acids. Gene Ontology annotation, biological process: cGMP biosynthetic process; response to oxygen levels. Gene Ontology annotation, cellular component: guanylate cyclase complex, soluble. The transcript is spliced from 9 exons. The record is from RefSeq and is a predicted model, not a curated record. Lineage: Eukaryota; Metazoa; Chordata; Mammalia; Rodentia; Muridae.
CUCGGAGCAGCGGGUUUCUCACACAUAAUCUUCCUCCUGUGCCUGCGGCCGGACCCCAAGGCGAAGAGCAGGGGCGCACAGCCGGGGACCCAGCCUAGCGAGGACACCUGCAGCCGGCGCCUGGCCUCGCGUGACCGCGCCACGAUGCCGGGUCACUUGUGUCCUUGAGUCAGUAGGAGCAAACCUUCAUCAGUCCACAUCAACACCAGUGAGCCAGAAGGAAACCACAGCCAAGUCCCAGGAACACCAUGUUCUGCCGGAAGUUCAAGGAUCUCAAGAUCACAGGGGAAUGUCCUUUCUCCUUAUUAGCCCCCGGUCAGGCUCCUAAAGAGCCAACUCAGGAGGUGGCAGAAGGCUCCAAGGGCAGCCAGGCCACUAUGCCCAUAAGCCAGGACAUUCCUGAGAAGAAUCCACAAGGGGACCUUCCCCAGAGAAAGACAAGCCGGAACAGAGUCUACCUGCACACGCUGGCAGAGAGUAUUUGCAAGCUCAUCUUCCCAGAGUUUGAGCGACUGAACCUUGCGCUUCAGAGAACACUGGCAAAGCAUAAGAUAAAAGAAAACAGGAAAUCUUCAGAAAAAGAAGACCUUGAAACAAUCAUUGCAGAACAAGCAAUUGCAACAGGUGUCCCGGUGGAGGCGCUCAAAGACUCCCUGGGUGAGGAGCUGUUCAAGAUCUGUUAUGAGGAAGAUGAGCACAUCUUGGGUGUGGUUGGUGGCACCCUGAAGGACUUUCUAAACAGUUUCAGCACACUCCUGAAGCAGAGCAGCCACUGCCAGGAGGCAGAGAGGAGGGGCCGGCUGGAAGAUGCCUCCAUCUUAUGCCUGGACAAGGACCAGGACUUUCUAAAUGUUUACUACUUCUUCCCCAAGAGAACUACAGCACUGCUUCUCCCUGGCAUCAUCAAAGCGGCUGCUGGCAUACUGUACGAAAGCCAUGUAGACGUGGCCCUGAUGCCUCCUUGUUUCCGAAGCGACUGCGCCGAGUUUGUGAACCAGCCCUAUUUGCUCUAUUCUGUGCAUGUGAAGAGCACCAAGCCUUCUCUGUCCCCGGGCAAGCCCCAGUCCUCGCUGGUGAUCCCCACUUCACUCUUCUGCAAGACUUUCCCGUUCCACUUCAUGCUGGACCGUGACCUGGCCAUCUUGCAGCUGGGUAAUGGCAUCAGAAGGCUGGUGAACAAGAGGGACUUUCAAGGGAAGCCCAACUUUGACGAGUUCUUUGAAAUUCUGACUCCCAAAAUCAACCAGACAUUUAGUGGCAUCAUGACCAUGUUGAAUAUGCAGUUUGUCAUACGGGUGAGGAGAUGGGAUAACUCAGUGAAAAAAUCAUCACGGGUUAUGGAUCUCAAAGGCCAAAUGAUCUACAUUGUUGAAUCCAGCGCCAUCUUGUUCUUGGGGUCACCCUGUGUGGAUAGACUGGAAGAUUUCACAGGACGAGGGCUCUAUCUGUCUGACAUCCCAAUUCACAAUGCCUUAAGGGAUGUUGUCUUGAUAGGGGAGCAGGCGCGGGCUCAAGAUGGCCUCAAGAAGAGGCUGGGGAAGCUGAAGGAAACCCUGGAGCAUGCGCACCAAGCCCUGGAGGAGGAGAAGAAGAAAACGGUGGAUCUGCUCUGCUCUAUCUUUCCCAGUGAGGUUGCCCAGCAGCUGUGGCAGGGACAAAUGGUUCAGGCCAAGAAGUUCAGUAACGUCACCAUGCUCUUCUCGGAUAUCGUAGGCUUCACGGCCAUCUGCUCUCAGUGCUCACCUCUGCAGGUCAUCACCAUGCUUAACGCUCUCUACACGCGCUUUGACCGUCAGUGCGGAGAGCUAGACGUCUACAAGGUGGAGACCAUCGGGGAUGCGUACUGUGUGGCUGGGGGACUGCACAGAGAGAGUGACACCCACGCCGUCCAGAUAGCACUGAUGGCCCUGAAGAUGAUGGAGCUCUCCAAUGAGGUCAUGUCUCCCCACGGAGAACCCAUCAAGAUGCGAAUUGGACUGCAUUCUGGGUCAGUGUUUGCCGGAGUUGUUGGAGUAAAAAUGCCUCGCUACUGCCUGUUUGGAAACAAUGUCACUCUGGCUAACAAAUUUGAGUCUUGCAGCGUGCCACGGAAAAUCAACGUCAGCCCCACGACAUACAGGUUACUCAAAGACUGUCCUGGUUUUGUGUUUACCCCGAGAUCGAGGGAGGAGCUUCCACCAAACUUCCCUAGUGACAUCCCUGGAAUCUGUCAUUUUCUGGAUGCAUAUCAACAGCAAGGUCCUAAUUCUAAGCCAUGGUUUCAGCAGGGAGACGUGGAAGAUGGAAACGCCAACUUCUUGGGCAAAGCGUCAGGAGUAGAUUAGCGAGCCACAGGCAUGUGCACUGGAUGCCUUUGCGGAAGUGCGGAACCUCUGAAAUGACUUUAGGAUUUCAGAAGAUGAAAGGCAGAACUAUGGUUUCAGAGGCUAAACCCAUUCUCCUCUCUCUCCCAUUUAAGAUGGCAAAAGGAAGAAAUAGAAAUGUGUUCACUUCAGCGCGUCACCCCCCUUCUAGUUAAGAAGCAAACGAACCUCAAGAGUGACUUUUGGGGAGACAGUUUUGUUCUAGAACAACCACUACUUGCACUCAAAACCCAAUACACUGUAAAUAUUCCAGGCAAUUGUAGUCAAGUGCAGCUGUACAAAGUAAAGGAUUCACCUCAGCCUGUCCCCAUGAAACGCUGUUGCUAUUGAAGUGUGUGUGGUAGUGUCACCUUUAAAACCUAUGAAAAGAAAUGGCAACAUUAAUUCUGUAAGAGCUUUGGGCCUUUCAACUUUGCAUCUAAUUAGAGCCCCUUAUUUAGCCACAGCAUAGGAAACUCCUCAGGCCCUGCCUUCUGUUCAGCUACAUCUUUGUGAGUAUGUAUGUGGUUUCCUUUUUUUUUUUUUAAGAAAAUAAGUAAUUAGCCGUUAUAUGAAAUGUGGAUAAAAUAGUUCUGCAAAUAUAAAAGAAUAUUUUUAUGUUUUGACAUUAAAAAUAUUCUCUAGAGCACAAUAUAUAUCAUACAACAAAUGCUUUUUUGGUUUUGAUACUAUAUGUGAUAAAACCUAUUCUAAUUAUUGUUAAAAAGAUGCUUCCUAUUAAUCCAUAUAAAAUCUACUAAUCGCAAAACUUUUAGAAUAAAAAUGCUUAUAGCCAUAGUUAAAUGCAAUAAUAUUCUAAUUUAAUGAAGGAAACGUGACAUGGAGUUAAGGCUUGCACACAGAGACCCUGAUACAGAGCACAACAGCAAAGCGUUCACACACACGUGUUUAAAUGAUCCUCUACUGCCACGUUCAGCCAUAAAAUCCAAGAGGGAAAGUUUUAGCUCAGAAGUAGAAAACAAAACUUAUUUUUCUGUUUUUUGAUAGUUUCUUAAGUAUUUCUGUUGACAUUUUAGUGUAUGUGUAUGUGUUAAGAAUAAAAUUUUGUAUUAUUCAGUGUUAAAUCUGUGAAAAUUGUAUUCUAGUUAAAAUAUCCUAAUGACGUCUCCUGAAGAAACCACUAGUACCAGUGAAGAAAACCUCACCAUGACUUGAUUCUAAUUUUUUUCUGGAGUUUGAACUAAUUUCCCUUCCAUCCUCUGCCCUCCUCUCGAUUCCCUUGCUUCCCCUGUCAUUGCGCAUGUAUGCGUGAGUCUGUGGAUUAAGCACAGGGCCUGUGCAUGCUAGGCAAGGCUGUGUUAUUGAGUGACUUCUUCACCACGGAGCUUGGAUCUUACUGCUAAUGGUGUUCCUCCUAAAUAAGUCCCAAUGUUCAAUUUGGUGAAAAUAAUAUGGCUUCAAAACAAGAGAAACUUUAAAGCAAGAGAAAGAUGCUUAGCUGAGUUUUUUAGUCAGUAUUAGCAGAACUGUAGAUAUGUUGACUUUUUAUGUAAGGAUUUAAAACAAAAACAAACAAACAAACAAAAAAAACACCUCAGUUUAAAAGUUCUUUACUACCUCCAUUAGUCUCCAGCAUCAAGAAUAACAGUCAUCAUUUGCCUAGCUCUAGUUUCCUAGGGGCAUGACUAACCCGCACCCCAACCUCAAAAAAAUCCAGUGGUUUUCCUAAAAGGCUUGUAGUGUUUCAUUAAACAGUCACACCGAUGUUGGAGAGUGUCACAGACCUUGCAAAAGUGUAUUAAUAGUGUCACAAUGAUGUGAAGUUCAACAAAUAUAUUAAGAAAGUAAAGAGGUAAAUACACUCUUCUUCUGGAACUAAAAUUUAAUACAAGGAAAGCAAUGGGAAUUACAGGCAAUUAGAAAGCAUAAGGCAUCACACUAUCCCCUUAACCUGUGCAUUUAGGUAGUUGCUACAUUAGUGAUCAUUAAUUAGGAUUAGUUCCAUGCUGUCUUUUAGGGAUGGAGACGAAGUUCAGCGGCAGAACACCAGCCUAGCAUUUAGGCGGUCCUGAGUUUCAACCCAAGCAGCACAAAGGAGCUACAUGUAUCUCUCAUAUGUGUACAAUGUCUGAUCACACCCACCUGUGUCACUGUGCACACCUGGAGCGAAGGGAGGAACUUCAUAUACCCCAAGUAAAAGAAGAGUGGGGGCUCCAUGUGUUCCUGUGA